AUGGAAGCGGUAGUUAGCUGUGCAAACGCCAUGCCGAGGGCUCUGUUGCUUGACUGGUUCUACAAGCGUUUUGCUGUCUCAUGGAUGGCAGUCGCCAUGAAGGCCGCCAUAACGUAUGCAUCUUUCAUGACCCUCAAGAACUCGCUGGUGGAGGUUCUGCUGGAGCAGGAGCCUGGCAUGCAUCUCCGCUUCCAGGAUGAUGAGGAGGCCAUGAAGGCGCUGCUGAGCUACCAUCCAGAAGCAGACAGGCUCCUGGAAGACCUGGUGGCGAUCAAGGUGGAUUGCUCCCCGGUGGAUGAUGACACCAGGUGUCUGUGGGUGAUCAAGUUCGAUGGAUAUGAGGAAGAUGUCAGCCUCCAGGCAUGCUUCGAAGGCCUGGAGAAGGCUCUCCACCUCGAUGCGCCUCAGGGCGAAGGAGUCCGCCCCCGCCACUUUGUGCCGCGCCUGGGGCCAGGGCGCUGGCGCAACGAUGUGCAGAGGGAGACCGCCUUCCAACGGGCCGAGCGGGAGGAGACAUUGGGCAUCACAGCCAACAAGUGA
Symbiodinium natans is the source of this 540-nucleotide messenger RNA. Lineage: Eukaryota; Dinophyceae; Suessiales; Symbiodiniaceae. The record is from the annotation of a GenBank genome assembly.